Messenger RNA from Stereum hirsutum FP-91666 SS1, 1834 nucleotides. Its product is annotated as glutathione-disulfide reductase. The record is from RefSeq and is a predicted model, not a curated record. NCBI's taxonomy places the organism in Eukaryota, Fungi, Basidiomycota, Agaricomycetes, Russulales, Stereaceae. Gene Ontology annotation, biological process: cell redox homeostasis; cellular response to oxidative stress; glutathione metabolic process. Gene Ontology annotation, cellular component: mitochondrion; cytosol. Gene Ontology annotation, molecular function: NADP binding; glutathione-disulfide reductase (NADPH) activity; flavin adenine dinucleotide binding. The transcript is spliced from 8 exons. Bases 281 to 1744 code for a protein of 487 amino acids.
UCAAAGUCAAGUCACGACUCCCGCUUUCAAAGCAGAUUCGCUCAGCACCCAUCCUUUCUUCGUCACCGUGACGCAAAAGUACUCUAUCUAAGCACGAUAAAGUGAUCUUCCCACUGCUCGAAGUGAGGAAGACACCCAUUCGUAUAAAACACUGGCUCGCUUCCCCAUACCACCGCUAUCCCGCCUUCUUCAAGCAACGCAGACCCCCAGACUUUCUAGUACACCGGCUGUUAAUAGACUUGCACAGAUCUCUCGAGCAUUCGCCUCCUCGACUGUAAAUAUGGCACCCAUCGAGAAACCAACCCCUGGCGAGAAGUACGACGUUAUCUUCAUUGGUGGCGGGAGUGGCGGGACUGCUGGAUCGCGCCGCGCUGCAUCGUAUGGAAAGAAGGUCGCUUUGAUCGAGCAGGAUGGAAAGCUCGGCGGGACUUGCGUCAACGUUGGAUGUGUGCCAAAGAAGAUAAUGUGGCACGCAGCUGAUAUUGCUGAGAAGAUGCGCCACGCAGCCCUUGGGUACAAUUUCAAGAACGUUCCCGCUCCCGAGUUCACCUGGAAGACCUUCAAGCCACAACGCGAUAACUACAUCAAAUUCCUCAACGGUAUCUACGAGUCCAACGUCAGCAAGGAAGGCGUAGCUUACCACAUCGGCCACGCCAAACUCACAUCGCCCAACUCUGUCCUCAUCACCCCAGGCUUGGCACCCUACUCCAAACCCCCUCUCAAAGAGCAAGCCGGGCGUGCGGACGGUGAGUCGUACACGAUUCACGCGGAUCAUAUUGUUGUGGCGACGGGUGGAAGGCCCACCAUCCCCAAGGACGAGGACAUCCCCGGUGCAAGCUUGGGUAUCAACUCGGACGGGUUCUUCGAACUGGAGGAUCAGCCAAAGAGGGCCGUGGUCGUCGGUGCUGGAUAUAUUGCUGUAGAACUCGCUGGCGUUCUGCACACCCUGGGCUCCGAAGUUCACCUCCUCAUUCGUAAAGAGCAGGUCCUCCGUACGUUCGACCCUUCUCUCAACGAGGUCCUCACUCCAUGGAUGGAACGCACCGGCGUCAAUGUUCACAAGACGACCAACGUCGUACGCGUUGAGGGCGAGCGCGGUGGCGAGUUGACUAUCCACACCGAUAAGGGAGACGCCAUUAAGGCCGACUGUCUCAUUUGGGCCAUCGGAAGGCAUGCGAACACGGAGGAUCUCGGUCUGGAGGAAUUGGGAAUCGAGCUGGACAAGAAGGGCGAUGUUGUCGUGGACGAAUGGCAACAGUCGAACGUGAAGAGUGUUUGGGCUAUUGGAGAUGUGCAGGGCAAGGCGUUGUUAACGCCCGUGGCCAUCGCUGCCGGGAGGAGGUUGAGCAAUAGGUUGUUCGGUCCGGAGAAGUUCAAGAACGACAAGCUCAGUUAUGCAGACAUUCCCACUGUUGUGUUUUCGCAUCCGCCGAUCGGUACUGUUGGCCUCACGGAGCCCGAGGCCAGGGAGAAGUACGGUGACGCUGUCAAGAUCUACAAAUCCUCGUUCCGCGCCCUCUACUUCUCCAUGCUCCCGCAAGAGCACAAGGAGCCCUCGAUGUUCAAACUCAUCGUUGUCGGCGAAGAGGAGAAGGUCGUUGGCGUGCAUGUCAUUGGUUUAGGCUCCGAUGAGCUCUUACAAGGCUUCGCCGUGGCAGUCAAGAUGGGCGCAACGAAGCAAGACUUUGAUGACACUGUGGCCAUUCACCCGACCAGUGCUGAGGAGCUCGUUACCCUCAGGUAAACAGAAGCGAAAGUUCUGAAAGGCUAGAUUUGGGGAGAGGCUCAUAUGUCAAUGUAACGCAAUAGAAAUCGAUGUAUACCAUUUUUCAGU